UGACGUCAGACUGGCGGAGGAGAGACAAAGAUGGCCACAUCGGCAUGGCUGCGUGGCCCAUCUGCUAUGCGACUAACGGAGGGUUUGGUGUCAGUUCUGAAAGAGCAGCGUCCAGAGUAUUUACCAGCUCUGUUGGCCAGCUACAGAGAACAUGGCGUGUUCCCGACACAGGGCGCGAGCGCCGUCGGUGGUCUCGUGGGUUUCAGCAACGCCAAACUGGCCUCGAGCAAGACCAGGUUUGAGGGGCUCUGUCUGCUUUCCAUGCUGGUAAAGGACAGCUCCAGUGAUCUGUUCCAACAGCACUGCCUGUCCUGGCUGCGCUCCCUGCAGCAGGUUAUACAGUCUCAGGCUCCAAUUCAGACCAUCCAGCUAGCGGUGAGCAUUCUGAAGGACUUGCUGCAGUACUCGUCCCAGCUAGCAGAGCUGGCCAGGGAGGUCGGCCUCAACUCCAUCCUUGGCAUCCUUACGUCUCUGCUGGGCCUAAAGACAGAGUGUGAACUGGCAGCCAUGGAGGGGAUGACGGCCUGUAUGACCUACUACCCCAGAGCCUGUGGAUCCCUCAGGGACAAACUGGGGGCUUAUUUCCUCUCCAAAAUGGACAGUACAAACAAGAAAACACAAGAGAUGGCCUGUCAGUGUUACGGCCGUCUGCCCUGCCUGGGGGGCCUGUUGGACAGGGGAGUGGGUGCUGGCAGAGCUGAAGGCUGGACCAAUCAGAUUCACUGCCUACUGGCCUCAGCCAAUGACCUGCUGGCUCAGAUCUAUCAGGGAUCUGAAACAGAUGGAACAGUGCAAUAUGAAGGUCCGGGGGUGGAGCUGGCCUUUCCUCAUCUCGACCAAUCAGAUCCCUUGCUGCUGCUACAGCUCCAGCACAGAUACACAGCUGUUGGCCUGGCACUCAAACACACACUCAGGGUGGAUCCAGCCUCAGCUGUCCGUCUGCCCGUCAGACCAAUACUCAACCUGGUGUGCCGAGCCCUCGCUGUUAGCUCCAAGAGCAUAAAUUUAGCAGGAGAUGGAAGUGUGAGGUUGCUGGUCUUGCCCAUCAUAUACACCAACACACUGGAGGUCUUAUCAGCUCUUAUCACAGCUGUACGCACCGGCAUGGUUCAGUACGCUGCUGUACUACAGAGACUGUUUUCUCAAACCCUGUCCACCUGGACGCCUUUACCUGAAGCUAGUCUGGGACAGCAGAGAGCCUACAGUGCACUGCGGGUGUCAGUGUACAGAACCUUAGAGCUGUGGGUGCAGGUGGCUGGAGCCUCUGCUAGCAUACUGCAGGGAAGCCCUGGUCACUCAGAGCUCCUGUUCAGCCACCUGCUCGGUGACAUCACACCAGGGGCGGAGUCUGUCAAGCUCCGGGUGGGUCUGUCAGCAGAUGUGGUUCCUGGAGGGAAGCCUGGCCCGCGGCGGACAAAACCAUUAGUUAUAGCUGACUCAGUUGGACCAUCACUCCAGAAGAAAGGAGACCUUCUGGCCAAUCAGGAUACUUGCCUUUCAGCCCUCAGGGCACUACGACAAAUCAUACUGAGCAGUGGUACAUUGCUGAAGGAUGAUAUACACAAGCGUCUCCAUGACGUGGUGCUGCCGCUGUGUGUGCGGCUCCAGCAGCAACAGUCCAGCAGCAGCACAUCAUGUGAAUCUGCAGGGGGCACCAGUGGGCAGUACAGCAGCGCCCUCACCCGACGAGAGCUGUACAGGUUAUUGCUGGCUCUGGUCCUGGUCCCAUCACCCUGUUGGCCUCCGCCUAUGACCUGUGCUGUGUCCAUCCUCAGCAACGGACGCACCGACCGUAACCUCAAGGUGACUGUGAUUCUGAAGGGGAGAGUGGGAGAGAAAGACUGCUACAAGUGUUUGCCAGUUUGUAGAACACAUCAAUGAGUUGAAAUUUUCAUCGCCAAGGCACUGUUCCACCAUUAGGGGCGGCUGUGGCGCAGAGGCAGAGCGGGUCGUCCCCUAAUCGGAAGGUUGUUGGUUCGAUC
This is a messenger RNA of Morone saxatilis (striped sea-bass), 1982 nucleotides long. Its product is annotated as proline-, glutamic acid- and leucine-rich protein 1-like. Gene Ontology annotation, biological process: rRNA processing. Gene Ontology annotation, cellular component: nucleus. Lineage: Eukaryota; Metazoa; Chordata; Actinopteri; Moronidae. The transcript is spliced from 16 exons. The coding region runs from base 31 to 1881 and encodes 616 amino acids. The record is from RefSeq and is a predicted model, not a curated record.